Amphiprion ocellaris (clown anemonefish) is the source of this 4197-nucleotide messenger RNA. Its product is annotated as voltage-gated potassium channel subunit beta-3-like. Bases 1162 to 2448 code for a protein of 428 amino acids. Gene Ontology annotation, molecular function: transmembrane transporter binding; potassium channel regulator activity; voltage-gated potassium channel activity. The record is from RefSeq and is a predicted model, not a curated record. Gene Ontology annotation, biological process: potassium ion transport; regulation of potassium ion transmembrane transport; transmembrane transport. Gene Ontology annotation, cellular component: voltage-gated potassium channel complex; cytoplasm; membrane. The transcript is spliced from 16 exons. NCBI's taxonomy places the organism in Eukaryota, Metazoa, Chordata, Actinopteri, Pomacentridae.
AUAGUACCACUAAUCAGCAAGUCUAGAAGGAGGCAUAGUACCACUAAUCAGGAGGUCUAGAAGGAGUCAUAGUACCACUAAUCAGCAGGUCUAGAAGGAGUCAUAGUACCACUAAUCAGGAGGUCUACAAGGAGUCAUAGUAGCACUAAUCAGCAGGUCUAGAAGGAGUCAUAGUAGCACUAAUCAGGAGGUCUAGGAGUCAUAGUAUGAUGGCGGUAUGAUGAUCUGGGGCUGCAUGAGGUCAGAAGUUUCCUGAUGUGGAGCCUGAAUCUAGGAUCUGAACUGUAGUUACUCUUCCAAGGAAUGCUGAAGUUAUGUGACAAUCGGCGUCUGUCUGUCUGUCUGUUAGCAACAUUACUCAAAAACAGACUAACAGAUUUGGAUGAAAUUUCCAGAGAAGGUCAGAAAUGACACAAGGACCAAGUGGUUAGAUUUUGGCAGUGAUGCGGCUUAUAGUCUGGAUCCACGGAUUUGUUAGAUUUCUGUAUCAUUACCAGAUAGCAGCAUGGCGUCACUGUAACCAUGACAACCAGUGAGCACUAUGUCAACUGACUGUGAUCCUACUACAAAUCCACCACUGAGGACUUAUCAGGACUGAUCUGUAGGAAAUGAUCCAAGGAACAACUGAUUAAAUUGUGGGGAUGUUUCUGAGUCCCAUCACUUCCCGCCGCCCGCUACAUAUUUAGGUCACGUGAUUCGGUAUCCAUACAUAACGUACACAUGCAGAAGACAUGCCUGUACUCAGAGCAAGGUCAUUGUGUUUGUUGGUACAGCUAUAUUAAAUGGAAACAUUCUAUAGCGUUGUGAUUUCUGCCAUGAAUUUUUUCAAGAUUUCAUCCAUCGGAAAUGAAACGACUGAGCAGCCUUGGAGGAGGACUGAGCAGCAUUGGAGGAGGACAGGCGCAGCCUUGGAGGAGGACAGGAGCAGCCUUGGAGGAGGACUGGGCUCUCUGAGGUCUUGUUAGUAAUGUGAUACCAAGGCAAGAAGUAAUCCGAUUACUGUGAGGACAGACAGACAGACAGACAGACAGACAGACAGAUGUGGUAUCUGCGCUCUGAUUGGUGGGAUUACACCAACAGGAUUAAUAUGAGAGCAGCAGCAGAAGACGUAAACAGACUGACGGAGGUGGACACACAUCAGGAGUCAACAUCAGCUCAGCCAUGUUUGCAGGCCGAGCCUCAGGAGCCGGAGCCGCCGUCGGACCGUCCGCGGCCGCAGGAAAAGCUACAAAGUUCUCGGUGGAGGAGCUGUACGGAUUCAACAAGAAGCCCAAAGUCAACAGAGGGAAUUCUGGGAAAACUGAAAAAAAUGACUCCAAGAAAGACGCCAAGGAGAAGGAGGAGUCGGCGCUGGCGUCCCAAAUCCUGGAGGCAGCCAGGAGACUCAUGGAGAGACGGAGACUUGAGAUCUACCUGAAGGAGUGCGAUGUCACCAUGGAGCACAGCAGCAUGCCCUACAGAAAUCUGGGAAAAUCUGGACUGAGAGUGUCCUGCCUGGGACUGGGAACUUGGGUGACAUUUGGCUCUCAGAUAUCUAAUGAGAUGGCAGAGAGUGUGAUGACGGUGGCCUAUGACAGUGGAGUGAAUCUGUUUGACACAGCAGAGGUUUACGCUUCAGGCAGGGCCGAGACGACGUUGGGAAACAUCCUGAAGAAGAAGACCUGGAGGAGGUCCAGCUAUGUGGUGACCACCAAGAUCUACUGGGGAGGACAGGCGGAGACAGAGCGGGGGUUGUCACGGAAACACAUCAUUGAAGGUCUGCGUGGAUCUCUGUCCAGGUUACAGCUGGACUAUGUGGACAUCGUUUUCGCCAACAGGAGCGACAUCAACGCCCCAAUGGAAGAGAUCGUCCGUGCGAUGACCUUUGUGAUUGAUCAAGGGAUGGCCAUGUACUGGGGAACGUCCCGCUGGAACGCCGUGGAGAUCAUGGAGGCGUACUCUAUCGCCCGUCAGUUCAACCUGGUCCCUCCAGUGUGUGAACAGGCUGAGUAUCAUUACUUCCAGAGAGACAAAGUAGAGCUGCACCUGCCGGAACUCUACCACAAGAUAGGGGUUGGAGCCAUGACCUGGUCUCCGUUAGCCUGCGGUCUGCUAACGGGAAAAUACAACGAGGGUGUCCCCGAGAGCUCCAGGGCCGCCAUGAAGGGCUAUGCCUGGCUAAAGGAGCGUCUCUACAGUGAUGAAGGGAAGAAGCAGCUGACUAAGAUCAAAGAGCUCCACCUGCUGGCUGACAGACUGAACUGCACCGCUGCUCAGCUGGCUAUAGCCUGGUGUCUUCGCAGUGAAGGAGUCAGCUCGGUUCUGCUGGGAGUCUCCAACACAGAACAGCUGCUGGAGAACCUCGGUUCUAUCAGGGUUCUGGCUCAGUUGACUCCACCCCUCAUCGCAGAGAUGGACGCGUUGCUCGGCAACAAACCAAGAAGCGCCAAAAAGGAGGCGAGAAGCUGAAGAGAAGAAAAACUUUAUUUAAAACGUCGUCACGACGAUGAAGGAAGGAGGCAGGGCGUCGUCAUGGAGACGGGAACAGAAACUGUAGAUAUUCAGAAACAUAUCAGAAAUAUUUAUUCUUGUAUUAACCUGAAGAAUCACACAGAGCAUCACGGUUACCGUUGGCAACGGCUGUUCAUCAUCAAUAAUCAAUCAGUGACAGCAGAUUAAUCAAUAAUCAAUCAACAGCAGUCUGUAUUAAACUGAUCAAUAUUAAUAGUUAUUUAAGGUUUCAUGUAUGGCAGACUGUUGGUGCCAAGAAAUCAAUAAACAGAUUUAUGCAGUAGAGGAUUUAAAUUCAAUUAAUAAGAUACAUUCAUUUAAUUAAAUUGAGUUCAUUAUUUUAAUUGAUUUAAUUAAUUUAAUUAAUUGUAAUUUAAUUUUUUGUGAUGUCACAAAGUGUUCCCUGAAUCAUCUUUUAAAGUGAGAAAAUGUGAACGUUCUAAAACAAGAAGUUUCUUCAGUGAAUUUAAGAUUUAAUUUUAAUUAUCUUAGUUUAAUUCAUAACUUUGUUCAGAUUUUAGAUUUCAGGAUAUUUCUGUGAAUUUAAAAACAUCAAACGUUUCGUCUUUAUGUGAAUUUUAGUUUCAGAGCUUAGAAAAAUAAAUUAAAGUGUUUUUUUUAUUUUUAUUUUGGCACCAACAGGCUUCCAUACAUCUGCCAUCUCUCUGUUUGUAUUUCACAAUAAAAGCCCAGUGUUGUCCAGACGACUGUUAAAACUAAUGGCUAUGAGAAGAACAUGGCCAACUGUGAUGUCACCGCGGUAACCGGUGUUGCCACGGUAACGGGACUCCGACUCCUGCGUCCUCUGCUGAACGUAUUCACGAGAACAUUUCACUGUAAAUUAUGAAAACCUGGAUGGGGACUAACCUGAGGGUAUUCAAUUCAAUUCAAUUUUAUUUAUAUAGCGCCAAUUACAGUCAAAUUGUCUCGAGACGCUUUACAGAACCCAUAUGCCUGACCCCCAGAGCAAGCCAAAAGGCGACAGUGGCAAGGAAAACACCCUUUUAACAGGGAAAAAAACCUCGAGCAGAACCUGGUUCUAAUGUGGGGGAACCAUCUGCUGCUGGCCGGGUGGGUUGAGAGGAACAGAAGAGGUAGAAAGGUAGAGAUAGAGGUAGAGGUAGAGAUAGAGGUAGAGAGGUGGGGGUGUGGGGGGGGGGACACAAGGACCAUAAAACGCACAGUUUGACACAUGCAUGAUAAGACAGAUGAUACAUGCAAAGUACAACUAACAUGGAAACUGAUUAUAGUUUACUGCUAUGGUGUAUGACUCUGGCAUUAAAUAUACUACAUAUAUAGCUGGUGGUAAAUUCAAAAAUAUGUAGACCAGCAAAUCAAGUAUAGUGAGGGUGAUGCAGAGUAGAUUGAUGGAAAUGGGCAGCUGGAAGCAGUGGGCUGGAGGAAGGUCAGCAGCAGCAGCAUCCCACAGAUGGAGAUUAGGCCAGUAAUUCUCUUCUCCUUCAGGUAAAAAUGAUGAAAACAUGAAACAUUUGCAGAUCUCUAAAGUUUUACCUGGAUGUUUGAAGAACCAAUCACAUCGAUUGAUCGGCUGAUUGUGUUUCUGAUCGUUGAAAAAGAAAAGCUGGAGGACGUAUCGAUGAUGCUCUAAUAAUCAAUAUUAAGUUAAUCAGUAAGACAUUAGAGGAAAUAUCAGUGAGAUUAAAAACAUGUAAUGAAAUAAUUCAAUAAAGACGAAAUAUUCUGCGA